Molecule: messenger RNA, 6425 nt
Organism: Engraulis encrasicolus (European anchovy)
Lineage: Eukaryota; Metazoa; Chordata; Actinopteri; Clupeiformes; Engraulidae
Gene: plcd1a
Product: phospholipase C, delta 1a
Exons: 15
Coding region: 491-2812 (773 amino acids)
Biological process (GO): release of sequestered calcium ion into cytosol; phosphatidylinositol-mediated signaling; lipid metabolic process
Molecular function (GO): calcium ion binding; phosphatidylinositol-4,5-bisphosphate phospholipase C activity
Source: RefSeq, a predicted model, not a curated record
ACACAAGAAGCAUUUGGCCUGAAAAUGUUUGAAUGUUUGUGUCAGGUGAAACGGUAAUUCAAACAUGCUAAAGCCCAGUCCUCACAUCAUUAUCUUUCUGUCUAAUCCCACAUAGCGGUAGCCAGGAGGACGCUUCUUUUAAAACAACAACAUUGAUAAAGACGUUGACACUGCUCUCAUAGGCUACUACUACACUACACACAAACUGCCCUGGGUUACAGUAAACUUGUGCCAUAAUGCCUCCACAUUUUUAUCAUGUAGUUGCCUUGGACCUGUCGUGUUGAAAGGCAUGCCAGCACCGAACUUACACUUCAGUGAGUGUUCUGGGCUGUGUCCCGCCUGUAUGCCGAAUCACUCUCGAACACGCCCCUAUACUAAAUGGAAAAGGUAACGUGAGCAACUUAAUGUUUUUUAACCAUCCUCCUCUCAACUCUCUGUGAACUGCUUGGCCGCUUCAUAACGGGGUUCCGGAAAGUUCUUCAACCCAACCAUGUCUUGUUUACACAAAAGUCCCAAAAGGACAAAAUCUCAAGAGCAAGUAUACCAAGAGCAGAGCAAAAAGGUAGCACAGGAGAAUGGAAAACGGAUAGGGUUAGAGGGAGAUGCAGACCUGGAGUUCCUUUUGGUGGGAGGAGAGCUGCAGAAGGUGCGCUCCAACUCCUGGAAGAAAAAUCGCUUCUACAAGCUGCAGGAGGACUGCAAGACCAUGUGGCACGAAUCACACAAGACCUUCAAGAGCAGACAGACAUUCUCUAUAGAUGACAUCGAGGCGGUGCGUGCGGGUCGCCAGUCUGAGGGCCUUCAGAAGCACACCAGUGCGAGCGUGGAGGACCUGUGUUUCUCGAUCGUGUUUAAGGGUCGGCGUAAGACGCUGGACCUGAUGGCUGCCUCGGUGGAGGAGGCGCGGCGCUGGGUCUCCGGUCUCCAGAAGAUCAUCACCAACAUGGCCAACCUCUCCAAACAGAAGACCAGCGAACACUGGAUCUUCAAUUGCAUGCGUAAGGCGGAUAAGAACAAGGACAACAAGAUGACCUUGAAGGAACUCAAGCACUUCCUGCAUCAGAUCAACAUUGAGGUGGACGACACCUACGCUGAGAUGCUCUUCAAGAAAUGCGACCAGUCCAACUCGGGGUCCCUGGAGGGGGCGGAGAUUAAGCACUUCUAUGACCUGCUGACCUCUAGAGAGGAGAUCGACGUGAUCUACGCGAAAUACGCCAAGACGGGCGGACUGAUGAGCAGCACCAACCUGCUGGACUUCCUGCUCAACGAGCAGAGAGAAUCCGUCUCAUUGGAGCAUGCCGAGAAGCUCAUCGACAAAUACGAACUCGAUGAAACUGCCAAGCAGAGCAAGCAAAUGACAAAAGACGGCUUCCUGAUGUACCUGCACCAGGAGGAGGGGAUUAUCUUUAACCCUGCCCACAAUGAAGUGUUCCAGGACAUGACGCAGCCAAUCAACCACUACUACAUAAGCUCCUCCCACAACACAUAUCUGAUGGAGGACCAACUCAAAGGGCCCAGCAGCACUGAGGCCUAUAUACGGGCGCUGAUGAAGAGUUGUCGGUGUGUGGAGUUGGACUGUUGGGACGGCCCCAACGGAGAGCCGGUGAUCUACCACGGCUACACGCUGACCUCCAAGAUCCUCUUCAAGGACGUCAUCAAGGCACUCAAGGAGUACGCCUUCAAGACAUCAGAGUACCCAGUGAUCAUCUCCCUGGAGAACCACUGUACCCUGGAGCAGCAGGUUCUGAUGGCCCAGCACAUGACCUCCAUCCUGGGGGAUGCACUGCUCGCACACCCCCUGGGGGACCAGAUGCCCACACACUUCCCCUCUCCAGAGGAGCUGAAGGGACGCUUCCUGGUUAAGGGAAAGCGUUUGAAUAAGCUGGACGCGGCGUUCAACAACAACAGCAAUGUGGAGGAUGACAGCGUGUCGGAGGAGGAUGAGGCGGCUGACUGCAAGGAGAACGGACACAAGAGCAAGAAGUCUAAGAUCAAGCUGGCCAAGGAGCUGUCUGAGCUGGUCAUCUACUGCAAGAGCGUCCACUUCAGCGGCUUCGAACACGCACGGGACUGUCAGGCUUUCUAUGAGAUGUCCUCCUUUAAGGAAGGAAAAGCUGUCAGCCUGGCAGACACAUCAGCCACUGCGUAUAUCCACCACAACAUGGACAAGCUGAGCCGGAUCUACCCUGCCGGCUCCAGGACGGACUCUUCCAACUACAACCCAGUUCCCCUCUGGAAUGCCGGUUGCCAGAUAGUGGCGUUGAACUUCCAGACGCCGUCUAAGGAGAUGGACCUGAACCAGGGGCUUUUCCGUGCCAACGGGAUGAGCGGCUACGUGCUGAAGCCGGAGUUCCAGAGGGACCCCGCCUCGCAGUUCGAUCCCAAAACAUUGCAGAAGGGGCCCUGGCUCACCAAGAAGAUGCUGCACCUCAUGGUGAUAUCUGCUCAGCAGCUGCCCAAGCUGAAUAAGGACAAGUGUAAGUCCAUUGUGGACCCACUGGUCAGAGUGGAGAUCUAUGGAGUCCCAGACGACAACGCUACCAAGGAGACACACUACAUACAAAACAACGGUUUCAACCCCAUGUGGAAUGAGAACUUCCAGUUUGAGGUGCGGGUUCCGGAGCUGGCUAUGCUGCGAUUCGUCCUGGAGGACUACGACACCACCUCCUACAACGAUCUGAUUGGCCAAUACUGCCUGCCAUUCACCAGCCUGCAGAUGGGUUACCGCCACGUCCCGCUGCUGACCAAGAGAGGAGACCUCAUCCCCUCGGCUGGCCUCUUUGUGCAUGUCAUGGUCCUGGACGCAGAGUAGACCGCCAGUAGACCGCCCGGGACAAAAGUCACCUGAAAGAGCCCACCACUUAAUAUUUUCAAUGUAAUGAGGACCCAAUUCUGGGCCCCCUCUUUUCCUGGGCCAGGGACAGCUGACCCGUUCAUCCCCCACCCUUUUGGCUUCCCUCUUGACCACCAGCUGCUGGAUGCAGAGUAGACUAGUGCCUACACCUCCGCCCAAUUAGCCUGGGCGAGAGCCGACUGUUGACUCCGUCAAGCUAAGAGGAAUCUGUCUCUGUGGAGGGUUGGAGAGAUGGUCUGAUCUUACGCUGCCAUUUAAAUUCAUUGGAGUUCUGAAUUCAAAUUAAAACCCAUAUUGUGCUUUGCUAGCAUGACUGUUACGAUAUAGCGUCGCAAAAGCAUACAAAUAAUAAAACAAAAGUGUGAAUAGUGUUAGCUUAACCAACCAGUAACGGCCAUUGCGGGUGAGUUCUGCUUCACUUCUCUCAACUGUUUUCUGAUUGACUAAACAGUGAGCGAACCGAGCUGGGAGGCUUUACCAGAUUAGGUGCGGAGCCAAAAUCUUUGAGUGGAGUACAUAGGAUGGCUCUGGACGCAGAGUAGACUGCAACCUGCUGGAUGCAAAGUAGACCACCACUUAACACUGCAGGAGCCCCUCCAAAAUAAGGUGGGCCAUGUCCAUGGUCUAUUCUUUAAAAAAAAAAAAAAGCACGACAUUUGAAAUCAAAAGCUACGAUUACAUUUAUGGGCGGAAUGGUCCUGGACACAGUUAGUAUUUACUCCAAAUGCCUAAUCAAUGGUUCUGACUGGAGUGAACGUGGACUUACUGUACACCUCCAUAUAAGUAUCCAAAGGCCCCAUGGUUACGCUACAGUCUGAGAGGUACUUGGGCUCUACAUCUCUCUACAUCUUUAUAUCCAGCCCAAGUACCUCUCUCAAGAGACAAUCAGAUCAUGAUGUCUAAUGAUGCUUAUGAUGUCUCAUAAUGCAUCUUAUAAUGUUUUAUAAUGUCAGUUGUCAUACUCCAGUCCCAAUUAUUUCUCUAGACUCACCCCCUACAAAUAAUGUUCAUCCUUCAUGUCCAUUUCCACCUCCAUAGAACCCAUCCUCAGGCCCAAGCAGCUAUCAGAUGUGCCUUAAUGACUGUUUUUAUACCAUCAGAAAGGCAGAACUGUUGUUUGCUUUAAGAUGAGAAUCCUGAGUGGAGUUUGCGGUAAAUUGUGUGUACCUUACUGAAACAUCAACACACAGAGGACUCCUCAUGUUCAUAAAGAGUUAAAAGAACAACGUCCUGUUGUUCAGGAAAUCCGAAUGUGAAAAGAACCAGAAAUAUACAAAAUAUCCCCUUUAGGGAAGUGUGAGAAAUAGAAGAGAGAUUUUACUGAAGACAACAGGACACCUGGGUGUGUCUGGCCUGGCUAGCUCUGGAAUAGUUUUGUCAGAUUGAAAUGAUAUGUAGUAUAUAUUGUAAAGCUUUAAAUUUUCAUUUUAAAGGGUGAAUAUGGCAGGGGUGGGUUAGACUUAAGUGUGUUUAGAAUGAAAGUGGCUUAAGAUUUAACAGGUGGUGCAUAUUAUUUUAAGAAGCCUUACGCAUGUUUUAUAUCAAUAUUGUGUGUUUUUAUGAUUGUUUUUUUUCUGUUGGAAUGGGGGGGAUGGGGGCGUCAAGGCCAAACUACUAACAUCAGAGGCCCACACGAAACCACAUGACAUCACAUAGGCAGACUCAGCGCUUUUCCAAUCAGAUGGAUGAACUUUGGCCUUCAUCCUGUCAGUGUGUUUGUGUGUGUGUGUGUGUGUGUGUGUGUGUGUGUGUGUGUGUGUGUGUGUGUGUGUGUGUGUGUGUGUGUGUGUGUGUGUGUGUGUGUGUGUGUGUGUGUGUGUGUGUGUGUGUGUGUGUGUGUGUGUGUCAUGUGCUGCCCCUCCCCAUAUAAACAGCAUGCAUUUAUGAAUGCUUAUUAGAGUCCAUGAGUAUGUGGUCUAUUUGAGGUAAAGAUCAUAUUUGUUGAUUACAAUAUUGCCCUCUUGUGUGCGUGGCUGGUAAUGCUUCUGCAAUGGGAUGUCCGACUGGACUCGCUGGGUCCUUAUUCACACUACUUAUAUUAGUAUUCGUGUAAAAUCGAAAACAUUUUUUGAAACUAAAAUAAACUCCCUUUUGACAAAAGGGGAAACUGACAUUGCACAAUAUUUGCAUUCAUUACCAUUUGUCUAUUUAAUGUUUUAUUAUGUUACGCUGAACAGCUGAUGGACUAACCUGUGCGUGUUUGUAUUGAGGAGUGAUGUUGUCAUGGUUAUCAGAAUAUAAACAUUUGUAUACAUUUAAAGCUUUUGGUGUUUUCCAGCUGUGUUUUAUAUUUGUUUUCAUCAAGUGUGUCAUGUUUGGGAGUUGUGUGUGUGUAAGGACUUUAUGUGAAAGGACUCUGUACUUCACAUUGCAUUAGUGCAUCAAUGACAUUUGUGUUUAAUAUGAAAUGAGAUCUUGUACACGCUUCUUAAUGUAGUAAUCUAUAGGUGUAUAAAGUAGAAGUACAGUACAAGUACAUUUUAUGAUGUAGGCUACAUGAUAUUAUAUAGUUGUUACUCCAGUUAUUCCACUGGACCACAUGAGAACCUAACGAGGGUUUUGAUAUUUCUUCUAGGUCUACAUCUACUUCAUACACCUCCGCUUAGCUGUCAUAUUGUAUGAGGAAGUAGUUUGACAUGACCUGUUAAUUGUGUCAGCAAAUAUUGGAGGGUUUCUGUCCGCAGAAGUCACAAGUCUUACCAAUUCAUACUGUUGUUUUACAUAUUAUGUGACGGAAGAUGUUUCAUUUCAGCCCCUUAGGAAAGCCGUUGUGCCUUUUUGCGAGAGGACGCAAAGGUCUGUUGUCCCAGAUUUUUUUUUUUUUAAUGCUAUAACUGGUCCUAUAUGUUCUUUGUAUCUUUUGACUGAUUGAUUAUCAGUGAUAUUUGCCUUUACUACAGUAAUAGACAGACUAGGCAAUUGUCUAGAGCCACACCACAUUUACCCUAGGGUGGUAAAUGCCAGCAAAAAAACACCAAGAGGGCCCCACGUCUUUAUUUUGACUAUACGGCCCCCAAAUGGGUAUCACCGGUGCUGAUAUCUGUUGCUUUGAUAAAUGUUUGUCAGCAUUUGAAAGGGCAAGACAUUAAAGAGAAACUAUGUCAUUCCUUUACACCAGGUUUGAAAAUGUCUUGCCUGUCAGGAGGGUAUUCAUCUUUUCUGUUGUCAAUGUUAUUACUGUUAAUAUUGUCUCCGUCUACAUAAAUGUCAUGUAUAUUGUAAUAACAUGUUUCAGACUAUGAUAAAUAAUGUGCUAUGAUGAUGUGGUGGUGUCUGUGUGAUAGUGUCGCCACUCAGGGUGACCUGGGAAGUAUUCCAAAAACCUGGUUCAGAAGUAGGCAGGUUAAGUUAAUCUUGUGGUAGUUGUAAAUCAUGUAAUAGCAGAGCCUUUACUCAUCAUUUUCAUAAUUAAAUGACAAAUGUGUGCUGUCUAUUACCAGGUUUAUGGCUUCCUGUAGGUUAACUUUGCCAGAUUUAUCACUUCACCAUGUUCUUGGAAUACCCCCUACCUCCGCUGAUCAUGGACAACUUCACCAUGCUGCAGAUGCUUUUAAAUAAACAGAUAAUAAUA